AUGCUUCUACUUUCUGAUCCAUGUCGUGUCAUAGCUCAAUCAACAACACCAGCACCCAGUUUAGCCUUGGCGACAUGCAAUUCACCUCUUUGUAAAUCGUCAUCUUUACCGUGUUCUUCGAAUCUCGAUUGUGAAUGUUUUUCAUUGACCAAUACUGUUAAUACAACUAGCUCAGGCAUUUGUGCUGUUGCUGAUCUUUCCUGCACUUCAAUGGUUCGAUGUAAUUCAGACAAUGUUACAUGUUCGAUCGCACAAACAAUUUGUGUUAACAGUACACGAUGUCAACAACCUGUUUGUUAUCCAAUGGCAUUGGCUAAUAUUCAAAUAUGUCCUCCCUCAGCUCGUCCUACUAGUACAACAACAACUUCUAGAACGAGUUUUACUACAAUACGAACGACAACAAAGACUUCUACAACAACUUCUAGAAGUAAGGAGUUUGGACCUGGUCUUGAGAAGAUAUGCAUAUUCUAUUCCGUUUGAUUAUAGCGAGUUCUACUACAAUACGAACGACAACAAAGACUUCUACAACAACUUCUAGAAGUAAGGAGUUUGGACCUGGUCUUGAGAAGAUAUGCAUAUUCUACAGGGUGUAAAAAAACCAUUACGCCCCCCCUUCCAGACCUAAAGACCAAAUAGUACCCCCAACAAUUUUAUACCAAAUGAAAGCCAGCAAAAAGUUACGUCUAGUGGUAUAGUCAGAACAAAUAUAGUUUGUAAUAUUAUAACGAUUCUAGGCUCAAUACAUCAUUUUCACUUAUGUAUCACAGUCUCAUAUCAAUUGAAAUGAUACAAGUUAUGUUUCUUCACUUUCGAAUUAUGUAUUAAUAGAUCGUAGUUUUCAUGGCUCCAAGCUUUUAUUAAAUGUACGAUAUCGUAGACCAAUAUGUCACGUAUUUUGCCAAAUUU
Messenger RNA from Rotaria sp. Silwood1, 906 nucleotides. NCBI's taxonomy places the organism in Eukaryota, Metazoa, Rotifera, Eurotatoria, Philodinida, Philodinidae. The record is from the annotation of a GenBank genome assembly.